Messenger RNA from Lobosporangium transversale, 1957 nucleotides. Its product is annotated as P-loop containing nucleoside triphosphate hydrolase protein. The record is from RefSeq and is a predicted model, not a curated record. Gene Ontology annotation, molecular function: RNA binding. Bases 87 to 1838 code for a protein of 583 amino acids. Lineage: Eukaryota; Fungi; Mortierellomycota; Mortierellomycetes; Mortierellales; Mortierellaceae. Gene Ontology annotation, biological process: spliceosomal complex disassembly. Gene Ontology annotation, cellular component: intracellular anatomical structure; catalytic step 2 spliceosome. The transcript has 3 exons.
GUUGUCGGUGACACAGGGUCUGGUAAAACAACACAAAUGACGCAGUAUCUGGCAGAAGAAGGCUUUACAGCAAACGGGCGCAUUGGAUGUACGCAGCCUCGCCGCGUCGCCGCUAUGUCUGUUGCCAAGCGUGUUGCCGAGGAGAUGGAAUGUUGAUGAGAGAAUGUCUUGUAGACCCUUACAUGUCACAAUACUCGAUCAUCAUCUUGGAUGAGGCCCACGAACGCACCGUCAGUACAGAUGUCUUGUUCGGGCUCUUAAAACAGACAGUCCGGAAAAGAAAGGAUUUAAAGAUCAUUGUCACAUCUGCCACUCUUGAUGCGGAGAAAUUCUCGACAUACUUUUAUGAUUGCCCUAUUUUCACUAUUCCUGGUCGUACCUAUCCGGUCGAAAUUCUUUAUACCAAGGAGCCUGAAUCAGACUAUUUGGAUGCUUCAUUAAUCACUAUCAUGCAGAUCCAUUUAUCAGAGCCUGCUGGUGAUAUCCUCUUGUUCCUAACGGGUCAAGAAGAGAUCGAUACUGCGUGUGAAAUUCUUUAUGAGCGCAUGAAGGCGUUGGGACCGAUGGUACCAGAGCUGAUUAUCCUUCCUGUUUACAGUGCAUUGCCCUCUGAAAUGCAAUCCAGGAUUUUUGAGCCUACACCACCGGGAGCACGUAAAGUUGUUAUCGCCACCAACGUUGCUGAAACCAGUAUCACCAUCGAUGGUAUCUACUAUGUGGUAGAUCCGGGAUUUGUAAAACAGAAUGCGUAUGAUGCCAAGCUCGGAAUGGACUCUUUGAUCGUUACACCUAUCUCGCAGGCCCAAGCCCGCCAACGCUCUGGACGAGCAGGACGAACCGGACCUGGAAAAUGCUACAGACUGUACACGGAAGCAGCCUAUCGUAACGAGAUGAUGCCCAAUCCGGUGCCUGAAAUUCAACGUACCAACCUUGCCAUGAUUGUGCUGACACUAAAGGCUAUGGGUAUCAACGAUUUGAUCAACUUUGACUUCAUGGACCCGCCUCCAGUACAGACCUUGUUGACAGCUUUGGAACAAUUGUUUGCGCUGUCAGCAUUGGAUUCUGAGGGACUACUGACACGUCUCGGACGUAAGAUGGCUGUCUUCCCUAUGGAGCCUCCCUUGGCUAAAAUGUUGAUCUUGUCGGCGGACUUGCAUUGUUCGGAAGAAAUUUUAACGAUCGUCUCAAUGUUGAGUGUUCAAAGUGUCUUCCAUCGGCCCAAGGACAAACAAGCGCUCGCAGAUAGUAAGAAAGCCAAGUUCCAUCAACCUGAAGGCGACCAUUUGACAUUGUUGACAGUAUAUAACGCAUGGAAGGCUUCUAAAUUUUCGAACCCAUGGUGCUUUGAGAACUUUAUUCAGGCAAGAAGCAUGAAGCGCGCACAGGAUGUCAGGAAACAACUUCUUGGAUACAUGGACAGAUAUAAUCAGGACGUAGUUUCCUGUGGAAAGAAUUACACUCAGGUCAGACGUGCUCUUUGUGGAGGAUUUUUCCGCCAUGCUGCCAAGAAGGACCCACAGGAAGGAUAUAAAACGCUUGUAGAGGGUACGCCUGUGUAUAUCCACCCAAGUAGCUCGCUUUUCAACAAAAAUCCUGAAUGGGUGAUCUAUCACGAAUUAGUCAUGACAACCAAGGAGUAUAUGCGAGAGGUCACAGCAAUUGAACCAAAGUGGCUAACAGAAGCAGCCCCAACGUUCUUCAAAGUUGCUGACGCAAACAAGAUUUCUCGGCGUAAACGUCAAGAGAAGAUUGAGCCGCUGUUCAAUCGCUACGAGAAGCCAAACGAGUGGCGUCUCAGUCGUCUCAAAACAGGAAGCCGUGUCUCACAAACUUUUUAACUUCGUCUUUUUUAUUUUAUGUAAUGUUCACUCAUAAAUGACACUAAAUUGGUAAUAAAAUCUCUCCUCGUACACGUGACGAGUUGAUCACUUACUAGCAUAACCUCAAAGUCAGGGAC